Molecule: messenger RNA, 951 nt
Organism: Lolium perenne
Lineage: Eukaryota; Viridiplantae; Streptophyta; Magnoliopsida; Poales; Poaceae
Product: syntaxin-52-like
Biological process (GO): intracellular protein transport; vesicle fusion
Cellular component (GO): SNARE complex; membrane; endomembrane system
Molecular function (GO): SNARE binding; SNAP receptor activity
Source: RefSeq, a predicted model, not a curated record
CCACCGAGAAGAAACCACCACCAACCAAUUCACACGCCAUUCCCCGCUCCGCAAGAGGAAGCGUCGCGAAGCAACCAGCCGGCGCCGGCGACGCAGCGGAAUCGAAUCCGACCAGGUCCACCGAUCCUCGCCGAGUCCCCGCUCCGGCCGCCCGACGAUAGGGUCCAUUUCCCUGCCGCCGAUGGCGGAUCCCUGGGCGCGGGAGUACGGCGAGGCGGCGCGGCUGGCCGACGACGUGGGGUCCAUGGUCGCCGAGCGAGGGGCGCUCCCGCAGUCCGGCCCGGAGGCCACGCGGCACGCGUCGGCCAUCCGGAGGAAGAUCACCAUCCUCGGGACCAGGCUCGAGAGCCUCGACGGGCUGCUCGCCAGGGCUCCUCCCAAAUCCGUCACUGACAAGGAGUUGCGUAAGCGCCAGGACAUGCUUUCAACUUUGAAAUCUAGAGCAAAACAGAUGGGCCAAAGUUUCAACAUGUCGACAUUUGCCAACAGGGAGGAUUUGCUUGGUCAGACUAAGAAAACUGCUGAUGACAUAAACAGAGUGGCAGGGUUGGAUAACCAAGGGAUCGUUGGCCUUCAGAGGCAAAUCAUAAAAGAACAAGAUGAAGGACUUGAGAGGCUGGAGGAGACGGUGCUGAGCACAAAACAUAUUGCAUUAGCAGUCAACGAAGAACUUACCCUGCAGACAAGACUGAUUGAAGACUUAGAUGAUCAUGUUGAUGGUACAAACUCGCGCCUCCAGCGUGUGCAAAAGAGGCUUGCGGUUCUGAACAAGCGCGCCAAGGGUGGCUGCUCCUGCAUGUCCCUGCUGCUUUCUGUGGUCGCUAUAGUGAUGCUUGUGGUCAUUGUCUGGCUUCUGAUGAAGUACCUGUAACCUUUGCCAAACUCAAACCACUCUCAAAUGUACAGACUUUCAAAGCUAAUAUGAUUACUUUCGCUUUGCCUCUGUUUUCA